CGCGCUAGGCGGUGCGCUACUUGCCACUGCAAGGGUAGAGGGAACUAGGGGGAGGAGGGGACAAGGCCCAGCCAGGAGCAGACCCCAGGUCUCCUGAGGCCCAGUCCUGUGUACUAGCCACCAGGCUGUGCUGCCUCCUUUAAUCUCACCUUUAGCUAAAUCGGUGCACCUCUGUGUGUAGACAAGCCCCAGGUUUAGCUAAAUCAGUUCAAAGCGGACCUAAGCCAGUGCUAAACUGGUUGAGGUUCACCUUUGCUGGGGGCUUGCAGUGGUUUAACAGGACUGAUUUAAAAUUAAUUUUGUUAAACAAGUACAGUUUCUUUCCUAUAAAGAAGACCAGGGAUGAGCUGGAGUUUGCACCAAACUAAUAUACAAUUUAACCCUGUUUCAAACUCAGCUGGUGCAAACCCUGGCUUGCCCAUGUCUAUUAUUUCAGGAUCAGUGCUGGAGCAGCUACAGUGAUGGCUGCAUCAGGACUAGUCCUAAACAGACAAGGCCUGCAGACUUAUGGUGUCUCCACUAACAUGGAAACAAGGAAAUUAGAUGGUAGUUUUUUUAAAACUGCCCUGAAUAAAGAUGAAGUUGAAAAUAUUCUCAGUGAAAUUAGUAAUCUUAAAAUGACUGAGAGAGGGAAUGGCAAUAAAAAUAAUGAAGUCAAAUGUGAAAGCCUUUGUCCAGCUCCUCAGAACAUUCGGUAUCUUGGUCUGCAAACUCCAAGAACUCCUGCUCCAGGGAUCCUACAACUGUUGCCAUCUCAACCAUCUGAUUUCGUGGGAGAAGAAUAUUACUCUUCAAAAAAACCCUCCAAAUUAGGAGAAUGGAGUAUAACAACUCUUAAAGACAACAUUAUUCCCACAGGGAGAGAACUUCCUCGUACCCCAUUCUGCACAAAUCAACAAGGGAAAUUGUUACUAGAAGCUUUAAAGGACGAUACAGUACUGAAUGAGAGACAUUCAACAGGUGUAGUUGGACCUAGUCAUUCAGAAUGUGAAACACUUAAGUUACAGAUUGAUGCUGAUGUGCUGGAGAAACUUUUGAGGGAGGAGACUUCUGUAAAGACUCGUGCCUCAAAUGCAUGGGUUUACACUAGGAAAAAAGAUUCCAUUUGCCAACGUAUGCAGCAGCCUGAUGACAACCACAUCAUCUCUGGCAAUACAGAAAAUGGCAAGGAGGUGGCACCACCUCUAGUUGAGGAUGAGGAAGAAUUACAAGAAAGAGUUGAACCUCUGCAAGAUUCUCCCGUACCAAAGUGUUUCACUACCUCUUCAACAAACAGGAGAAGACUAAGUCAGAUACCAGUUCAAGGGUUGAGUGAGAUGAAUAUUUCAAUGAUGAUUAACAGAAUAAAAGGCUACCAAUGCACUAAAGAAGAUAUGGAGUUUCUUCGACACAUGAAAAGCCAAGAACAAGCACAGAAAUUGAAGGCAAAAUAUUUACAUCUACAAAAGGAACUAACCAGCAUGGUUCGGACAAAGGAGCUGCUACUAGCACAGAGAGAGAAAGUGCAAGAAGAGAUUGUACAAAUGAAAACAUCUUAUGAUAGAACAGUCCAACUUGGAAGAGCCUUCCUGGGUAAGAAAAUGGAUCCUGCCGCUGUCGAAGCAUUGCCACCAAAAGCUGUGCUUGGGCAGCUGAAUGCUGUGAAAGUGCAGCAUGUUCAACAGCAAGAGAAGGCUGAACUUCAGGCACUUACAAAAGAGCUAAAGAAGUUAAAACAUUCCAUUGCCCAACUGCCUCAGAAACAGGGAAUAAGGCUAGAAAGAGAAUCUUGUAAACAACAGAUACAGGAAGCAAAACACAGACUACAGCAAGCACAAGAAGAUGUGGAGAAUCUGAAAUGCAAAGUUGAAGCAGCACAGUCAAAACUAGCAGAAGUUCAGGAACACCUGUGUAAUACACGAGUUGAAAUAGAGAAGUGGCACACAUUGAAAGAGAAGACUACUGUUUCUCAGCCACUGGAGAAUGACAGAAUCUUGGGCAAUGAUUAUCUUAAGAGAAGACUUAACAGAAUCUUGCGAAGAACAGAUAUCUUUUUAGAAAGGGAAAAAAUAAUUGAAAGACUUAAUCUUCUGCAAUGAGACCCCCCUCCUUCUUGCAAAAAUCUGAUCACUACGUCAAAGAGCCUUUGAGGGUUGCCACUGUAUGUACAGAUUUCGCCCUGUUGGGCACCUUAAUUUUCCAAAUUCUAUAACCUGUCUGUUGAAAGUGUGAACAAAUCUGCACUAUUAACAGUUAAGAUGUAGCCAGAAUCAUGAAGAUAAAAUUUGGGAUUAAUGGCUAUUUAGUCAUGUACGUGAAAGCUGAUUUUUAAAUGACAAUGUUUGUUCUUUGGUACUAUUUUCAGGUAAGGAAACUCUAAGGUGCUCAAACCACUAGGUCUGAAACAGUUAAUUAUAGUGAUCUAGGAGGAGGCAUUAAAACCAUUAGGAAUUUUGCACACGGGAAGGAGGCACUUGAGUGUUUAAGUUAAAUUAUUCAAUAAAAUAUAUUUUGAUUAGUGCCUAGAAAUUAAUGUUAGACACAAAGUGACAGCAGGAUUAUUAUAGAUAAGAUGGGCAGUGUUUUGUAAUCACCCAUUGUACACAAUGGUACAGGGGAAAAAAGGCCUUCCCCUAACCUAUUUUUGAUUACUUGUUUUAAAGCAGGUGCUCAUGCCCCAGAGCAGGAUUUCUAAAUGAAGUUAAUUACAUUCAGCAUAUUAAAAUACAGUUUCUAUUGGUAAGAGUGAGUUUGUCUUAAAUGUACAAACAUGUCACCUGACACAGAAUUAUCUAAACUGGCAUCAGCCUCCUCUUGUAUCAUGGAAGAACUAGAUGCACCAAAAAGUAAAUACAUGUAGUCACAAUAGGAUAGAUCAGAGGUCAGCAGCCUUUCAGAAGUGGUUUGCCAAGUCUUCAUUUAAACUGUUAAGUGCCACUGAAUCAGCUCACGUGCUGCCUUUGGCAGAUGUGCCAUAGGUUGCUUACCACCAUAGCAUCCUUGGAGGAAAGAGCAACUUAGAGGUGUAAGCUAGAAUAGUGUAACAGACUCCCAGAUUUAGUUUAAGGGAGCUAAUCUACCAUACAAAAGCAGUAUGCAAGCCCUUCUAGUAUUAUUAGAUUUAGUACUAGUGUCAAGAAAGACAAGGAUACACCCUACUCAUAUCAGACUAGAAUUUUCUUAUGAGUUCUACACAAUCAUUCCUGAGCAUGAUACAUAUGUACAAUUUAUUCAAAAUACAUAAAAAUCUCACUAUCUAUACAAUCUAAAGUCUAGCAAUAUAUACAAAUACAGAGUAACUACAGGCUGAGGUAAGAAAGUACAUUCUGGGAGAACAGAACAGCCAUUUUCAUAUUUUGAAUCCAUUAUUGCUAUAGAAUAAAGAACCCCUCAGUGUACCUCUGGUUUUACUGUACAUGGGAUAAUGCCACAUGUAGUUAUGCAUCUUACAUUCAGUUCAAAUCUGCAAUAGAGGCUAUUAGCUCAAGUUUGAUGCUGAACUGUACAUUAGGCACGUAAUCCUGGCAUGGUAAAAAUGACUAAAAUAAUUUGAGCAGAUGUACAUUAGUGACAUUUCAUCCAAGAGUAAAAAAAAAAAAUGUUUAAAGUGGCAAAAUCAACUUAAAGUGAGCUUUUUGUAAACCUGGAAAGAGAAUUAUAAAAUAUUUUGGCUUUUUUUUUUUUU
Molecule: messenger RNA, 3664 nt
Organism: Malaclemys terrapin pileata
Lineage: Eukaryota; Metazoa; Chordata; Testudines; Emydidae
Exons: 9
Coding region: 462-2078 (538 amino acids)
Source: RefSeq, a predicted model, not a curated record